GUUAAUUGUGUGGAGUACAAACAACAGCAUAGAUUGGCUCAGACAGCUUGUCUCUGCACCAAAGAAUGAAAUGAAGUUUUAUCCUUUUAAUGCAACAGGACAAAAAUCAUCAACCCACUGAAAAAAGAGGAAUGCCAUGUUCUGAAGUUCACAUUCAAUGAUUCAGAGUGAGUGCAUAUUACUUCCAGCUUUCUGGCAAAAUACAAGUGCAAGGACAAACAGAUCAACCAUUUAAUCUUUGGACAAAGAAGAAUUGAUGGAGAUUUUGAGGAAAGUGAACUUUGUGUUGAUUUGAAGGAAAUUGUUACUUACAUCCGUGGAUACAAUUGCACUUUUUGUUGUGCUUUAUGUGUAACUGACAGUUGAAUCGGUUUGCAUUUCUCUUCCAGUACUGUCUUUCAGGUGAUUAUUUUUCUAAACAAGAUUUUGUUAUUGCUUUAUUAUUUUUAAUUAUGGAAGGCCAGAUUGACUGCGAAUCAUAUUUCAACCAUAAACAUGUAUCCGAUUUUGAAGUUAAACUUUCAAUCAAGAUUUUUCUUACAAUAUUAUAUAGUAUUAUCCUUGUGGCAGGGAUAAUUGGAAAUAGUUUAACUAUAAAGGUCGCACAGGUUCUCCAAAAGAAAGGUUAUCUUCAAAAGAGUGUUGCCGAUCACAUGAUCAGUCUUUCCUGUGCCGAUUUACUUGUUCUUUUAUUGGGAAUGCCUGUGGAAUUAUACAGCGUGAUAUGGUAUCCAUUUUCAACAUCCAGUGGAAAUGCAGCCUGCAAGAUUUAUAACUUCCUCUUCGAAACCUGUAGCUAUGCCACAAUAUUGCAUAUUGCUACUUUGAGUUUUGAACGUUACAUUGCUAUUUGUCAUCCAUUCAAAUACAAGUCUGUAUCUGGUUCAAGAACAGUGAAGCUGAUUUGCUUUGUCUGGCUAACUUCAUUUUUUAUAGCCUUGCCACUCCUCUUCGCAAUGGGCUUGGAGGAUCCACUUGAGCCCUUUGCUGACAAUGGCCGCAAUCCUCUUCGUAGUAACUGUGACAACAGAAAAUCAAACCACACCAUUUGCACCAACCUCAGCUCUAAACAGAUAGUCUUCCAGGCAAGUGUUUUCAGCGCUUUCAUCCUUUACGUUGUGACUCUUGUCGCAGUUGCAUGUAUGUGCAAAAUGAUGAGGAGCACUUUAAUCAGAAUGGAUUUUAAUAACAAGGAUCCCAAAGGUAAAGGCCAUUCAAAACAAAGGAGUACAAAAGUAGAAUCAUCAAGAAAACAGAGCAUCAUGUUUUUAGUGCUCAUUGUGGUUACUCUCGCUGUAUGUUGGACACCACUGCAAAUUCGACGGAUCAUGGCAGCUUCCAAGGCCAAAUCAGAUUGGACAACUGCAUACUUCAGAGCUUUUAUAAUCCUAUUGCCUAUCUCAGAUACUUUCUUUUACCUUAGCUCAGUAUUGAAUCCAUUGCUGUAUAAUCUGUCCUCUCGGCAGUUCAGGAUGGUUUUCAUGCAAAUUCUGCGCUGUAAGCUUUCCAUAGUGCACCGCAACAUGCAGACCUUAAGCAGAAACCAUACCAUUCCCAAGGUCAACACUGCUCAAUCAACAAAAUUACUCCUUCCUGCCUCACUUAAACACAUCCACUCACACCGGAAAACCAAUCAGAAUCUUCCAACUCCAAUGGUGAAAGACAUGGUCUUUGAGCUUGAACCAUUGUCAUCUCAAAACUGUGAGCCUAAAACAGAAUCAUUGUCAACAGAAUUCAAUCCAGUUUCAAGGCCCAGGCCGUGGAAAGUAAACUCCGAGCAACCAUCACCAGAAAAAAACUUUGGGCUAUGUCUAAAAGAGCAACUAAAUGGAGUCAAUGAAACUGAGAUAUGAAGCUUUUAUAAAACAUAAAUACUUCAAACGAAAACCACAGAGAAAACUUUCAAAGUGCAGUCAGUGUUACUUUCAAGGAUACAAUACCAUGUAAAAAUUCAAUAAAGCGAACAAAUGGAAAUUGCCUCUGUGGAUUAUU
This is a messenger RNA of Pristis pectinata (smalltooth sawfish), 1992 nucleotides long. RefSeq names its product G protein-coupled receptor 39 (gene gpr39). The record is from RefSeq and is a predicted model, not a curated record. NCBI's taxonomy places the organism in Eukaryota, Metazoa, Chordata, Chondrichthyes, Rhinopristiformes, Pristidae. Gene Ontology annotation, cellular component: membrane. Gene Ontology annotation, molecular function: G protein-coupled receptor activity. Gene Ontology annotation, biological process: G protein-coupled receptor signaling pathway. The transcript is spliced from 3 exons. The coding region runs from base 453 to 1853 and encodes 466 amino acids.